Aegilops tauschii subsp. strangulata is the source of this 678-nucleotide messenger RNA. NCBI's taxonomy places the organism in Eukaryota, Viridiplantae, Streptophyta, Magnoliopsida, Poales, Poaceae. The record is from RefSeq and is a predicted model, not a curated record.
AUGAAGAAGUACAAAGACCACCUCGCCUUGCUGUAUAAGGCGCACGAGAAACUCAAGGAUGAUCUCAAUGCGGUGCUCAACCACCCACUAAUGCCGUCAGAAUUUGAACGAGCAUGGAAGGACCUCAUUCAGAGAUACAACUUGCAAGACGACGAAGUGAUGAAUUCGCUGUGGGAAGACAGGCACGAGUGGAUCUCGGCUUACUACAAGGAAGUUUUCUGUGCUCGGAUGACUUCCACGCAGAGAAGCGAGAGCAUGAACCGCAUACUGAAGCAAAACUUUGUCAAAGAGAAGCAUGAUCUCCAUCUGUUUGCUCAGCAGGUGGACAAGUGCAUUCAGACCAGGAAGGCCGUCGAGCACGCAGAGACAGUAGCAAAUGAGUCAGAAGUAAAGACAACAACCCAGUUUGGGUUCGAAGUUCAGCUAUCAAAAGUGUAUACAAGGGCAGUGUUUGCAGAUUUCAAAGAAACACUCUACCGUAGCACUGCAUUCAGAGCAGAACGGUGCCCUGAGAACCCGACAAAGUAUCCCACACAGCCGCCCGUCAACGCCUACACGGUACUUGGCUGGUUUAAGGUGUCCAUUACCAAGAACAACUUGGAGAAUUCCUUUCUUCUUGAGCCGGAGAUACCUAACAGCUCGUUGGGGAAUUUUCUGCAAAAAAACAGUACAAAUUAA